AUGGAUGCGCUUGAAAAUAUCAAAUGGAAACUUGCGAAUUCAAAAUCAUGUCCUAAUUGUUCUAUACUUAUUAAUCGGGAUGAUGGAUGUAAUAAAGUAGAUUGUUUACAUUGUGGAUAUAGAUUUUGUUGGAUUUGUAGAAAUAGGUGGUCAGAAAAUUGUGGUUUUUAUCAAUGUCGAAUGUUAAAAUCUAAGAAAGAAAAGCAUAAUUCAAUGCGUAAUAAUACUGGUAAUGCAUCAGUGUUAUAUUCGAGACCAGCAGUGAAAUAUGUUCAUAAAAGAAUUCGUGAAGGAUUUGAGGAAUAUCGAAAUGAAACUAAUGAGAAAAUGUUAAAAGAACUUUAUGAACGUGUCGAAAAUACAAUAAAAUUCAUGGAAAUUGCAUCUCGACGGGGUGGAUUUGAACAUCGAGUCAUUUAUACUUUAUGUCAGAUGACUUAUAUUGAGGAUAAAUAUUGUAGAAGACCACCAUAUGCAAACAAGAGACUUAAACCAGAAGUUUACCUUUUUUAUAGAAAUGCUUAUGAUGAAUAUUAUAGAACUUUGAAGUUAAUGAAUGAUAGUUUAAGGACCUGUUUAAGAUAA
Diversispora eburnea is the source of this 585-nucleotide messenger RNA. The record is from the annotation of a GenBank genome assembly. NCBI's taxonomy places the organism in Eukaryota, Fungi, Glomeromycota, Glomeromycetes, Diversisporales, Diversisporaceae.